AUUUCAUAAUAGCUAUUUUUACAACAGAGGUCCCAAGAUUUCUUUUGCUUUGUCACAGAGAGAAACAAAUUUUGUGAAAAUGUUUCAGUUUGGAAGGAUGUUCCCCGAGAUGCCCAAUGGGCGAAACUUUGGUGAGACUUACCGCUGCUACUCUGUCACCAUGUUGGGUGAUCGGGAAGAUGUGGAAAGAGGUGGCAAAAUCAUAAUGCCCCCAUCUGCUUUGGACAAGCUGACGCGACUCCACAUCCAGUAUCCAAUGUUGUUCAAGCUGACAAACAAGAAAAUGAAGAGAGAGACGCACUGUGGUGUGCUGGAGUUUGUGGCAGACGAGGGCAGGAUCUACAUACCAUACUGGAUGAUGAAGAACCUGCUGCUACAGGAGGGAGACUUGGUUCAGGUGGACAAUGUGUCACUGCCUAUCGCCACAUUUGCCAAGUUCCAGCCUCAGCACACAGACUUUCUGGACAUCUCAAACCCCAAGGCUGUCCUGGAAAAUGCCUUAAGGAGUUUUGCCUGCCUGACAGUGGAAGAUCUCAUUGAAUUCAAAUACAAUGACAAGAUAUAUGAGAUGCGAGUACUUGAAUCAAAGCCUGGCCGUGCAGUGUCCAUCAUAGAAUGUGAUAUGAAUGUGGACUUUGCUGCCCCGCUCGGAUACAAGGAGCCUGAAAGGCAGAAGCCCAGGGACACAGAGCAGGAACAAGACAUGGAGCAUGAGGAUGAGGCUGAUGACGCAUUCAAGAUAUUCCAGGGCAAAGGGAACCGGCUAGAUGGGAAGAACAAGGGGCUAGAGUGUAUGGAAACUCAGUCAAGCAACGGUCCUCCUAAACGUGGUAUUCCCAACUACGGCUACAAAAAGAACACAAUCACAUUCAUCAGAAAUUCUAGAAAGGCAGAAAAUGGAGCUCAGUCACCAGAGGACAAAAUGUUUGAAGCAUUCUCCGGGGACGGACAGAGCUUACGUAAAGUGAAGACAAAGGGGCGAAGGUAGUGUGAACAUGUUUUGGGACUACACACAGUGAGAACAUUUUCCCGGACUUCACAUGGACACACAUCUUCACACUGCUGUUAUGUUGCUUGUGUUGGUCAUAGAGUGUGCUAAACUGAAGCUGAUAGAUUAAGUUGGUUCUCUUUGGGUAAGCAAUGACAUUUUUUGAAAGUAAUACUUUAUGAAAGUGUUAUGGGUUUUUAUGGCUUUAUGCUGAGGUUUGUCUAAAUAAAUAUAGGAUACAAAACAGAAAGAAAUGAAAUGUCUUCAAGUGUAAAAGUAAAAGACUUUGAAGUUUGAUAUUAAGCAUAAUUGACCCAUAAUUGACCCGAGAUUUGUAUGGAUUUGUUUUUAAGGUCAAUGUAUAAGAUUUUGGUAUCUUAGGCAUUUUAUGAAGACUGAUAUAACUUAAAGUACCUUAAUUUAAUAAAUGCAACAAUAACACUUCAGCCUAAUUUGUUAACUGAUGAUUGUUGUAUUUGUUGAAGCCGUGUCUGUUUAUUUUGUUACAUCAUGUCCAUGGCUUUACCCGGAACUUGACUCCUGUCCUUGUAUAAAUGUUCUCCAGCAAGUGUCUUGAUGUAUACGUCAUUAUUUUGUUAGAUUAUUUAUUCAUCACUUUAAAAAUAAUAAAAAUCUGAAAAUGUA
Mya arenaria is the source of this 1633-nucleotide messenger RNA. Its product is annotated as ubiquitin recognition factor in ER-associated degradation protein 1-like. The record is from RefSeq and is a predicted model, not a curated record. Gene Ontology annotation, molecular function: polyubiquitin modification-dependent protein binding. Bases 80 to 988 code for a protein of 302 amino acids. Gene Ontology annotation, cellular component: VCP-NPL4-UFD1 AAA ATPase complex. The transcript has 12 exons. NCBI's taxonomy places the organism in Eukaryota, Metazoa, Mollusca, Bivalvia, Myida, Myidae.